AGCCACAAACAGAUGGACAAACAUAACAAUGACUUCUGGGGAGGGGCCAAAAUUAUUCAAAUUGCCAUUACAAGAGCUUUUAUUGGACAGUCUGGUCAGCUGACCCAAAAUGCCUUCAGAUUUAAAUAAGAAAUAAUAUAAAGAUAGAAGUGUUCAAACCAAAAUCCAAAAGACAUUAUGAUUGCUGUUAAUUUUUGCAUGUUCUUUAUUGAAAAAAGAAUACAGGAACAAAAUACAAGGACCUUGAGAGAACACAAAGAAAUGCUGAGAACAAUCACUCGUCUGCUUUUUGGGAGAGAGGAGGAAGCCACAGAAGUUGUCAAGUCUGGAGAUGUGGUUGAAGAAGACUGGCUUCUCGUUGGCCAUCAAGUGGCAGUCACUGAUGUAAGUCCAGCAGAGGACCAGGGUGCGGAGCAAGUCAGCAUCCAGCAUUCAAAUUCUGCUCCUGAUGGACACAGUAAAGUGGACCCUGGUAUUAGCAUGUUGGAUCAGGAGUCCACAGUUGGAAGCAACAACACUUCCAGUCAAACCCUUGCUGCCUUGUUGUCUCAUACUGCAGCGACAGCCAAAAUGACACAGUUAACCUCCAUACAAAAGGCCAAAGCCUGGGCAGAUCGUCACCACAUGUCCCGUAACGUCAUUCAGCGCAGGAACCGCGUUUGUCGAGAAGUCCACCACCACUCAUUUCAACUCCAGCAGCCGGGUCAUCGCAGCCUCAGCCACUGAAGCUCUGAAUACGCAACCGCAUCUACUCACAGGCAGCUAUUUUAUGAACCUAUACUUUAUAAGUAAGCUGUAAACCUUAUUUUUAUGUGCAUGUGAUUUAUUUACACAAUGAUGUAGAAAGUUUGCAGCUGUGUAAAAUACAUUCUCAAUUUUUUUUUUAGGAGAAUUGUAAUUUGUGUACUGACAUACCUUUGUUUGUAUGCACUUAAUUUAUAACCUAAUAGCACAAUAAAGAUAAACAUUAAAUCUAGACUUGCAUCUCAGAUGUACCUUCUGGCAAAUUGUUGCUGAACUUUCAGGUCUUCUUUUUAUUAAAAUCCUCUACUAGAUAUGUAAUGACUACUAGAUAAUAUCUGUGCUAAUUCUUUAUUUUAUGUUAGCUAUCAAGUAUUUGUGUUAUUUGGAAGUUCUGAGAAUGUAAGUUAAGUUUGACUUCAUCAUAUGUCCAAGUUUCAGACACAGGGAGAGCUCCCCCUGUUGG
Thalassophryne amazonica is the source of this 1207-nucleotide messenger RNA. RefSeq names its product tumor protein p53 inducible nuclear protein 2 (gene tp53inp2a). NCBI's taxonomy places the organism in Eukaryota, Metazoa, Chordata, Actinopteri, Batrachoidiformes, Batrachoididae. The record is from RefSeq and is a predicted model, not a curated record. Bases 178 to 726 code for a protein of 182 amino acids. The transcript is spliced from 3 exons.